AUGGCUAGCAAAGAUACCUCUCGGGGCACGGUGAACUACUUCACUGAAGAAUUAGCAAAGGAGCACGAGCUGUACUUACUUAAACAUGCUUUGCUAAUUUAUAACGAUCCCGGCCUCUCGCUGGGCCCGCUCAGUGAACCGCCAAACAGGUCACCAAUGCUGCCUACGUAUGUGAUAAGAGAACGUAUUGCUGAUACCGGGGACUGCUAUGUCAUCGCUAGAGGCGAUCAGCAGGGUGAAGCAAAGAUAAAUAGAAAAGGGGAUCUGCUAGGAAGCAGGAACUUCCUUUUUCCAACUUUUACGUUACCAAGCAGGCCUCAUGCAGUCUACGUGCUAGUUAAAGACUUGAUAAAGUGCCUUGAAAGUGCGCUGAGUUCUGCGGAGUUCCUGCACCAGAAUGCGCAACUCUAUGGCGUAAAAGCUAGCCCUGAAGAGCUUGAAUUCUUGAAAGAAAAUCGCCUGUGUUCUAGCGAAGAGGCUAAUGAUGACAUCUGCUUCGUGACUGCAAAAUCUGCUUUCAUGCUCUUCGGUGCUAGGGUAGUUGUGGGCGGCACCAGGCUAGUUGAUGAUUACUGGGAACAAAUAACGAAGGAGCAGGGCUUCCUUCCUCACCACAGAGUGUUCGCCAUCAAAUCGAAAAUACUUAAGGUGCUUCUUACACUUAAACCUUCUGCAACCUCUGAUGAAACAAGCAAAAUCUUAGAUUGUGACAUCCCGAACGAGCCCUCCUAUCAAAUAGUCUCAGAGCAGCCUUCAUGGGAGCUGCGUCAAGAGUACGCGCGUGAUCUUACACAAGGAGAACAUCUUAGUGUCAUAGUCCCCGGGCAAAACAUCACAGGAUCCCUGGAGCUCAGUGCCCAGUUCAAGCUACCAAAAUAUCAUGGCAAGACGUCCCUCCAGGCUGCAAUACAAGCUGGAACGCAGGAUACUCCCAUAGGCGCACUACCCUCCCCCUUCAACACCUCUCAGCCGGCGCCGUCUGAAACUGCCAGCAAAAGUGACAAGCGACUCUUGAGUGGAAUUCUGUAUCCACUAGCGGGCCCAAAGCUUGACAAAAACAGCGGCACUCAAAGCUCGGGGUCAAGCUCUAGUCACGACGUAACCUUGAAUGUGAAUGGCUGGAAGUUCGAGAUGCCUGUGAGAUCAGACCCUAGCGAUACGUGCACUUAUUCCUCGAAGGGCCUUCCCAUCCAUGACAGCUGGUCUAUAGUUGAGCGUCUGAAGAGCUUAACUCCAAAUGAGAUAAACGAAAUGCAGCAUAUCCAUGACUCAGUCUACGUGAAUACUGGCCUUCAAAAAGCCAGACGAACUCGCAAAACAAGGUGGACAAAGUAUUGGCAAUACAAAGCUGGAGUUCCAAUUGGAACUACGCAACAAAAUGCGUCUGCUGUCAUGCAAAAGUACCUCAAGGAACUCGAGACCCACAUUGAAGUUGUCAGAACUCUAGAUGAAGCCAACGAUAGAGAGCAAGUAACGACCAUUAGAAGAGUACCGAAUCCCAACUUCCUUGGGCACUCUAACAUCACAGGUCUAAAACCACCUUAUAUUAGUGAAUAA
Lachancea thermotolerans CBS 6340 is the source of this 1557-nucleotide messenger RNA. RefSeq names its product Swp82p (gene SWP82). The coding region runs from base 1 to 1557 and encodes 518 amino acids. The record is from RefSeq and is a predicted model, not a curated record. NCBI's taxonomy places the organism in Eukaryota, Fungi, Ascomycota, Saccharomycetes, Saccharomycetales, Saccharomycetaceae. The transcript has a single exon.